Molecule: messenger RNA, 823 nt
Organism: Glycine soja
Lineage: Eukaryota; Viridiplantae; Streptophyta; Magnoliopsida; Fabales; Fabaceae
Product: probable phospholipase A2 homolog 1
Exons: 3
Coding region: 208-624 (138 amino acids)
Biological process (GO): pollen development; pollen tube growth; pollen germination
Molecular function (GO): calcium ion binding; A2-type glycerophospholipase activity
Source: RefSeq, a predicted model, not a curated record
UGCACUGUUUUGGUAACAACAAUAACAAUGUCUGGAGGGUGAUUUGGUAAUCUUGGUAUGUCUUGCAACCAAAUAUAAAUAUAACAAAACAACCAACCAACCUUAUUUUAGGAAUUAAAAUAAGAAGAGAAGAGAAGAGAAGAGGCCGGGGAGGAGACUUGAAGGUCAACCAUCGACCACUCUUUUUCUUUAAUUCUUCCCACAAACAUGUCACGCGCCGCCGCGUCGUUCGGAAUCCUCCUUUGUCUGCUGCUCCUCGUCGCCGCCGUCAACUGCUCCGAUCAGGGAAACUGCAGCACCACAUGCAUUGUGGAGCAAUGCGACACGAUCGGAAUCAAAUACGGCAAGUAUUGCGGGGUAGGGUAUUGGGGUUGUGCUGGCGAGAAACCAUGUGAUGAUCUUGAUGCUUGCUGCAUGGCCCAUGACAACUGCGUUGACAAAUUCGGAAUGACUCAUGUGAAAUGCCAUAAGAGAUUAAAGAAUUGCCUAACCAGGGAACUGAAAUCUGGUAAGGUUGGAUUUUCCAAGGAGUGUCCCUACAGCAGAGCUGCACCUACGAUGAUAAGAGGCAUGGACUUGGCCAUCUUGCUCAGCCAAUUGGGUGACUUCUCCGUUCCUCACUAACAAACUGAAACUAACCCUCUUAUGUAAUCCUUACUUACUCCUUCCCCAUUUACAAACUUCUCUUCAUUCAUUUGGGAAACCUGAUCUUAUAUAUGAUCCUGUUGGACAUGGUUAAACUGUUGUUAUUGAUUUUCUAUGUUCUUAACUUAUCAUUUAAUUUAUGAUAUCACAAAAGAACUCAAUAGUUUCUUUUGGACAA